Molecule: messenger RNA, 3021 nt
Organism: Pyrus x bretschneideri (Chinese white pear)
Lineage: Eukaryota; Viridiplantae; Streptophyta; Magnoliopsida; Rosales; Rosaceae
Product: putative E3 ubiquitin-protein ligase LIN
Exons: 6
Coding region: 304-3021 (905 amino acids)
Biological process (GO): protein ubiquitination
Molecular function (GO): ubiquitin-protein transferase activity
Source: RefSeq, a predicted model, not a curated record
CUUUCUUGUAGUAUAGUGUGCACUGCUUUUAACUUGCUUGUAUUUUAUUACAUGGUUUUGCAUCUAAAAUUCAGCUUCUACUAUUAAACUUGGUUUUUCGUUCUUUGCAUAUGAUUCAGUGCAAGGAAAGGAUUUGGUAUCAGCAGUUCAGCACAAACACAAAUGGCGUCGUCUUUGCAGGAUCUUUUAGCAGAAGACUGGAUUUAGGGGAAAAAAUUGUUGAGCAAAUCAAAGGCUUCCUCCUUCCACUCAGGUUCAACUACGCGUCAUUUGGCUAAUUCGGAUCCACACAAGAGACGUUCCAUGUCAGGGGAUAGAAUUAGGACAGAGAAAACAAGGUCUGAUGUGUCUCGGUUUGCUGUGAAUAAUGAUCUUCCAACGGGUGAUGGUGUUGCAGGUAGGAGACCAUCCGUUGAUGGAGGAUCAAAGAAAGAAGUUAGGGAUGGACUCAGAGAAACAGGUGCUACUAGGUUGAGGGAAGCUAGAAGUUUGAAUAGAAUUUUUCCGCGGAGUCUGCCACGAAAUGAGAUAGUUGAGGUUGAAGGUGAAGAUUUUGAGAGAUACAAGGAUAUAUAUUCGAACGAAUUGUAUAGCUCAGAAAAAAGAAAGGAUAAGUAUUUGAUCGGAAGUAUGGAAGACGAUGGACUUGAAGAGAGGUCAAAGAAGGACAUGGAGUUUGAUAGGAGGAAUGGCCACAGUUCAAACAAAUAUGUUCCUGGACGUACGAGUUUUAGCGACAGCAAUAGACAAAGCAGGAAACUGCCAGAGGCCUCACAUGACAGAUCAAGGAGAGAUUCAUCAUAUGACAAAACUUCGGAAGAUGUUCGCAGACAAAAGCGUGAUAAAGUUUUACAGGGAGUUCCUGAACCUGCUCUUGAUGAAAUUGCUAUCCAAGCCAUUGUUUCCAUUCUGAGUGGAUGCAUUAAGCAGUUUCUCAAAGAUGAGAAUUUCCGGCAUGAACUCAGAGACAAAUGUAUCUCCUUCCUAAACUUUGUUGAUCCGGAAGAAGGGAAUGCCGAGAGCAGAAUCAUUGCCAGAUUUGAACAGGCAAUCGAAACAGUGGAAAAGGCUACAGAGGAGUCAGCAAGCGAAUGGGAUUUAAAACGAGCUUCAUUGCAGUUUAGUGUUAUAACCGGGUUGAACAAUGCCGAUUUGACAGAUGGAUUGACAGCCGGAGUUCCUAAUUACAAACUGUCAGCCUGUGCUCAUCUCUAUCUCAGUGUGGUGUACAAGUUACUGAAGAAAGACCGUGUAUCAGCAAAGCAUCUUUUGCAAGUUUUUUGUGAUACGCCCUUUCACGCACGAAUGACAUUGUUGCCUGAAUUAUGGGAUCGACUAUUUCUUCCACAUUUGACACAUUUAAAGACGUGGUAUGAUCAGGAAGCUGAUUCAAUAGCGGAUAGACAAAACAAGCCGAGGAAGCUGAAGCUUUUAGGAAAAAUGUACAAUGAAAUGUUGGAUUCUGGGACUUACCAAUUUGCCGUUUACUAUAAGGACUGGCUCACCGAAGGAGUUGAAUCUCCUCCCACUCCUGCUAUCCAUAUCCCAACUGUAAUAUCUCUUCAGGAAGCUCAGCAGGGAAGUUCUGAAAGUCAUUCUUCGGAAGCUGGUAGUCCAGGCGGUCCACAGCUAAUGGUCAGCAAAAAACUAUACGAUUCUGUGUUUAGCCGUGCAAGUAAACCUGAUCCUAAUGAUACCGAGGAUGACGGAGAGAUGGAAAACUUGGAUACUUUUACGAGAAGUUCUGAUGGUUCAUUUGUUGUGAAACAAAUAACUCAGGACUCUGCCGAAACAGUUCAAUAUCAGUACCACGACACUGAAGAUGAUUACUCUAAGAGUGCGCCGGGAGAUGGAUCCCUUUCUGUGUCAUUGUCAUGCUCUAAAACAUUUUUGAAGGAAAAUGGACUCAUCACGACAGAAGAGCAAAAAUGGGGUUAUCUUGGAGUGAAUGAUCUGCCAGAAGGCAACCUAAAUCAUCAGUUCGGUAACAUGUCUGGAGAAAACUCAGAAAGCCCCCAUAUGCUGCAUGCACAGGAGAAUAAGCUCACCCUCAAAAUCCAUGUAAACUCCGUUUUUGAACAGAAGCCCAUGGAGGAUUCCCGCGAUCACAAUUUAUCUACUAUAUCGAAUUUCAGUGAACCUUCGAUUGCCAGUUCUAUUGUAAACCCAAUCAAAGCAAGGUCUUCGUUCGAUGAUUUACAUGGAAAUUAUUUUGAAGAAGGAGUCACUUUCUCGGGCAUUCCUCAGGACUUCAUUUGCCCUCUAAAUGGACGGUUGUUUGAUGAUCCAGUGACCCUAGAGACGGGUCAAACCUUUGAGCGUUUGGCCAUCAAGACGUGGCUUGAUCAGGGAAACAGAACAUGUCCGGUGACAGGAAAAGCUUUGGAAUGUCUAGUGUUGCCUCUUCCUAACUCUAUCUUAAAGCGUGUGAUUCGUAGUUGGAAAUCUGAACAUUGUCGGAAACUCUUAGCUUUUGCCUCUCAUGUAGUGGGGACCUUGGUGAGAGAUGUGUCCAGUCACUGCGACGAGACUGCUAUUUCCGUACUAGAGCAGCUUCUCACUUGUUUCAGUAAUGACGAAAGGACAGAAAAUGCCAAGCACCUGAUCUCUCUUGGAGGCUUGCAGUUUCUUCUUCAGCGGUUUCAUUACGGAAAAGUUGAAGAGAAAUCGCGUGCGGCAGCAUUACUGUUGUGUUGCAUAGAAGCAGAUGCAGAUUGUAGGAAUCAAAUAGCAAGAGACAUUAACAAACAGUAUGUUAUGGAGAUGCUCCAAAGCCAGCAAUUUAAAAUAAGAACAAAUGCAGUGUUGUUGUUGACGGAAUUGAUUUGCCUCAAGAGGAAGAAAGACGUCACAACAUUUCUCAGUGGCUUGCAGAUUGAGGGGAUGGUGGAUACAAUGGAUGUUCUGCUUGCGUGUCUCCAGAGUUCUCCAGCAAACCACAGACCCCUGGUUGCCGUGCUUUUGUUGCACGUAGAUCUUCUGUUCAAAAGAACUGGUUGCUGCUGGGUUGGAGGUGAAUAA